Molecule: messenger RNA, 2944 nt
Organism: Formica exsecta
Lineage: Eukaryota; Metazoa; Arthropoda; Insecta; Hymenoptera; Formicidae
Exons: 4
Coding region: 834-1526 (230 amino acids)
Cellular component (GO): extracellular matrix
Source: RefSeq, a predicted model, not a curated record
GAGAGUAGAUUUAUAAAAGAUAUUUAAUUUGCAAUUAUUUGGAAAGAUCUCCUGUAGACAAUAAUUUCAUUUAUAUACACAAUGAUAUUUGUAAAUAUCAUUUAACAUAAUAUUCAUAUGUAUUUAGAAGUUUCGUAGAGAUUAUAUAUACAAUAUAUAUACAUUUUUUUUUUUUUUUAAGCGGUUGAAGAUACAUCAAUUUCUUUUAUUUCUAUUAAAUGAAAAAAAAAACAGUUAUGUUUAAUCUCGUACGAAUAUUUUGAUUUGAAUAUUUUGGGGGUGUUUAAAAUUGUAAUAACAACGCGAACGAGGUAUCGACAUGAUUACGAUGAUUAUCAAUUCGAUCAUUCAUCCGAUACAAGGACUGACUACAAUCGACAACGACUGAUGUUCCCAUACGAGCUUCCUAAUGUAAUGCCCGAUUGUGCAUCGCUGCAAUCUCGCUGUUAAGGUGCGCGGCGCGAGAAACCAACAAAAAUGUAAGUGAAUGUUCGCGGUAUAUAUAAAGAAGAUUGGCACUUGCGAGAUGCUGCAACACUCUCUGAGACGUUGCUUGCUUCGAGACGUCUUCGCGUUGUCGGAUCGGGAACAGCGAAAAUACGAAAGAGAGAGAGAGUGUGUGGGGUGUAUGCACCAUUCUUAUGAUAAUACCGUUUUUAAUUAGACGCGAAAUAUUUCUGUGUGAAAAUGUGCGAUUAAAGAAAAGACGUUAGCAAAUAAAAAUUAAAAAAAAAAAAAAUACGGCACAUUCGGCAGUCCAACGAGGAAAGGCAUCUUCUACAUUACAUGUUUUUCGCAUUCGUCUCCUCAGCAUUCGCGCACGGAUUACAAUAAUGUUCUUCACUAUGCGGAAAUGUAAUUUAGAAGAAACCAUCUGUGGUAUGAUAUUAUUCUUGUGUACUCUGUUACUCAGCUUUAGUCGAGCAAAUCUUCGAGAUAGAUAUUCCUCGCAAUCAUUCCAAAACUCGAGGCGUGCAUACUCGUGCACUCCUGUCGAUUCAGCAUCAUUGGAUGCAUUCGGGCCAACUAUCGCGUGCGUGUUGAAAUUUACAUCGAUGAAAAGUGAUGCGUCUGGACCAGAGAGUAAUAUACCAUCACCCACAUACGUUAAAGUAUCGGCGCCUCUGUUAUAUAAGCCUUUACCAAGAACGUCUUCUCUGGUUUACAUUGCGCCACCCAUCGUCAAAUCUGCAUCGGCUAUUGUAGCUACUGAACCGAAGUCGUUGGAAAAAGAUAUCCAGAAUAUGGCGUAUCCCAAAUAUUCCUUUAAUUACGGCGUAAUCGAUGGAUAUACCGGUGACUCCAAAUCAGCGUGGGAAGAACGAGAUGGAGAUACAGUUAAAGGAGAAUAUUCGGUCGUUGAAGCAGAUGGAACUAUUCGUACCGUUUCUUAUACAGCAGAUGAUCGUAAUGGCUUUAACGCGGUUGUGACCAGAAGCGAACCUCCAAAAAACACAAACUCUGCAGCCGAAAUAAAAACAUUUAUACCCGGUACCGUAUUUACAAACGACAGGCAUACAAUUUAACAUAUAUUUAGCUUAAUCUCUGCUAAAAUUUUCUUUCCAUACAAAACAUGUAUUUUUUCUAGGCAAAUAUUUUGCAUAUAUUGAUAGUUUCUUAUAAUAUGUAGAAUAUAUAUUUUUUUUUAUAUUUUAGGGUGGUUCUUUUAUGUGUGCAAUAUAUAUUUAAUUUAUAUUAUAUCUUAUAUCGUAUCUCACGUUUCACUAAACAUUAAACAUACAGUAUAUUUGAGAAAUCGUAUUACAAUCAAAAAGGUAUUUUUUUUUUUUUAUGCAAAAAUAAGUCGAAAAUGUAGAAUAAAAUAUGAAGCUUUGUUUUCGAGAGAAUGAAAAAUUGAUAACAUAUUUACGUUUUUUUAAACUUUAUGUUUCUUUAUAAUCUCUAACUAGUUUGUUAUACAUAUAUUUUUUAUUGAAUUAAUCUCGCGACAAUAUGUGGCUAAUAAAAUAUAUAAGAUACAAGAUGUUCUUUCUACAGUAAAAAUAUAAUUUAUCCUUGAUACAUUAUACAUAAUUUCUUCAAUUAAUUAAUACAUUAUUAUUUUGUUUUAUAUGAUAUGUUUUACUUUUAUGUAUUAGAGUAGAUGUUACGUGUGUCGAGAUAAAUUCGAUAACAUAUGACAUAAAAUUGAUAGAAGUCAAACUUGAAAAAGUGUAAAAUGCUAAUUUUCCAAUUUUUAAAAUCAAGCUUUUUUCAACAAUAACGCAUCGUAUAAACCAUCUCCUAUAUAUUUUCGGUUUAUUUUUACGUAAGGGGAAUUAUUUCUUACCCGAUAGUGUACUAUUAACUAUUACGAUUUCGGAUGUAUUAUGUAUGUAAAGUUGUUAUAUUAACAGUUUUUUUCUGUAUUAUGGUGUAUAAUUUUCUUAUCUUUUUGUGUACAAUAUUCAAUAAAUGUAUUUUCAGAUAAUCGCGUUUCUUUACUUGUAAUUUUAAAUCUUUUUAAUUUUAUAUGUAAGAGAAAAAUAUAAAAAUCUUUGUCAAAAAUAUGAAAAAAAUAAAAAAAUAUUUAUACAAAAAAUAUAUAUAUGUAUAUAAGAUGUAUAUAAGAUAUACACACAUAUAUAUAUAUACAUAUAUACAUAUAUAUACAUAUACAUAUGUAUAUGUGAUAAAAGAUGAAGACCUCUCACCAACAGAAUUAAAUAUUUUAAAUUUUACAAAUCUUGAAGAGAUUUGAGAUAUAUCUUUAUUUUUAUUACUUUAUUUUAUUUACUUAUAUGAUGUAUAUUUAUAAUAGAAAAAAUGAUGUAAUUAUUAAUAUUGUAUAUAAUAGCUUUCCAACUGUUAUAUGCAUUAUCAAAGAAUAAUUUUUAUAUGAAUUUGCGUGUAUAUUUAUCAUUAUAUCUUUUUCUAAAAAAUUGUACUUUUUUCAGCAAAUUUAAAAAAUAGCUUCUCAAGAAUUAAUAUUGCAACAAGUAUU